Molecule: messenger RNA, 2442 nt
Organism: Auanema sp. JU1783
Lineage: Eukaryota; Metazoa; Nematoda; Chromadorea; Rhabditida; Rhabditidae
Source: the annotation of a GenBank genome assembly
AUGAGGAUUGAAGAGAAUGCAGGAGAGCAAGAGAAACUCUUGGAACAAGCCACAUUGAUUGUGAAAAAAGAAUCGUUUGAAAUGAAAAGAUGUCUCGAUAAGAAUCAAGUAAUGGAUGCUUUAAAACAUGCAGUAACGUUUUUAAAUGAAUUGAAGACCAACGAUUUGUCACCCAAGUUUUAUUAUAAACUCUAUAUGGACGCUGUGGGGGAACUCUUACACCUCGAAACAUUCCUUGUUGAUGAGUAUCAACGAGAUAAAAAUAAAAUUCUUAACUUAUAUGAGUUUGUGCAAUAUGUAAUGUCCAUUGUACCACGCAUGUACUUAUUAAUCACGAUCGGUGUUGUAUAUAUUAAAUGCGGUGAAGGUUCUCGGCGAGAGAUUUUAGCCGAUAUUGUAGAGAUGUGCAGAGGAGUCCAGCAUCCAUUAAGAGGAUUGUUUUUAAGAAACUAUUUGUUACAAUCCACGCGCUCUUUGUUACCUGAUGUUGCAGAGGAGGACAUAGAAAAAGUAGUUAUUGUCGACGAAAACUCUGAUCCUAAUCGAGACUUUGUUGAGACGGCUUGGACCAGCACCGAGAAUGGAACCGUUAAAGAUGCCAUUCAGUUCAUUCUGCUUAACUUUGCCGAAAUGAACAAAUUGUGGGUUCGCAUGCAGCAUCAAGGCCCGUCAAGAGAAAGAGAGAAAAGAGAGAGAGAAAGAAUGGAGCUAAGAAUUCUCGUCGGAACUAAUCUAGUGAGAUUAUCUCAACUAGAGAACAUCACUGAGGAGUUGUAUGUAAAUGAAGUUUUACCAAGCAUUUUGGAACAAGUUGUUUCCUGUAAAGAUUUUAUUUCCCAGGAGUAUUUAAUGGAGUGUGUCAUUCAAGUUUUUGCUGAUGAGUUUCAUUUGGCCACCCUUCGUGAUUUCCUUAACGCCUGUGGGGAACUAUCACUCGACGUAAAUGUCAAAAACGUUUUAAUCGCUUUAAUUGAGCGUUUAGCACUAUUUGCUGCUACCCCCGAAGGUCAUGGAGUUGCCGAGAAGGUUGCAUUGUUUGAGAUAUUCUCGGAACAAGCUAAAGAGCUGAUUCAUACUCGGGAAAAUAUGGCUUUGGAGAACAUCAUCUCCCUUCAUGGCUCUCUGAUAAGCUUAGCAAUCAAGUGCUACCGAAGUAAUUUGGAGUAUGCGAGUGUAACUCUCGCUGGUCUGCGUGCUAUUUUUGAGGAGAAAGGAAUCAACUCAAUCAAAGCAUUUGGUACUAAUAUGGGAAGAGAAUUGCUGAAGUUACUGUAUAUCCCUAUUGACGAUUACAAAAACGCUCUUGAAGUAGCCAAGCUUACCGAUUUUCAAGCGCUUAUGGAUGUUUUUGACUACAGAGGGCGAUGUGUCACGGCCUCGUAUAUCAUCCAGAAUAUGCUUGAUAACGAUACAAUAAUUGAAACCGAAGAAGAACUACAAACUAUAUGUGGCAUUUUGGAUUCUCUACUUGUAAAUCAAAAGGAUCAGCCGGCAGAUGCUGAGCAAUCUGAGGAUUUCGAGGAUGAACAGCAUUUGGUUGCCCGACUCAUUCAUCAAAUUCGUGGAAAGUCAUUAGAUGAGCAAUUCUUGCUUUUGAAUACCACGAGAAAGACUAUGGGCACAGGAGGUAAACAUAGAAUCAAGUCUACGCUCCCGCCAAUUGUUUUCGCUCUUUUCAAACUCAUUUUACAGUAUUCGAGUGACAAAGAUGAGGAGCAAUGGGAAGCGAAGGUGAAGAAAAUGUUCAUGUGUGCCAUGGGUACAAUUGGAGCUCUCAUGCAAACAGCUGAACUCUCAGAACUUCCAUUGAAGCUAUAUUUGGAGGGUGCUGUUGUGGCAGAUCGAGCAAAGUUCUCUGAAAAUGUUACUGUAGCAUACGAAUUCUUAUCAAAAGCUUUAUCAAUCUUGGAAGAUGAUAUCGCCGAUUCUCGAGAUAGAAUCAGAUGCAUUAGCCUCAUUACUGGUUCCCUGCUUGAGAUUUCUUGUCUCUCCAUGGAUAACUAUGUAACUCUGUCCAAUCAAGUUUAUCUCGCCGCCUCACGCUUGUUCAAAAAGCCUGAUCAAGUACGUGCUAUGUGCUCUACGGCUAUUCUGUUUUGGUCGGGCAAGGCCGACUAUGGAGAGCCUAUCAAGAAUGGAGCAAAAGUUGCUGAUAUUUUGAAGAAAGCGGUUAAGAUCUCAACUCAAUGUAUGGAGCCGUUGGUACAGCAACAGCUGUUGAUCCAUAUCUUGGACACGUACAUCUUCUACUUUAGAGAGAACUGCGAAGAGAUUGAAGAAAGCUAUAUUGCCGAGAUUAUACAAAAGACGAAAGAGAACUCCGUUCAGUUGGAUGUCUCUGCUGACGCAGACGCUGUAGAGAAACAUUUCGCUUCAAUCCUUUAUUGCAUUAAAAAUGACGACAGUCUGAAACCAUCUCUUGCCGAAGCUCUCAAAAUUUAA